Harmonia axyridis is the source of this 726-nucleotide messenger RNA. RefSeq lists its product as uncharacterized. The transcript is spliced from 5 exons. NCBI's taxonomy places the organism in Eukaryota, Metazoa, Arthropoda, Insecta, Coleoptera, Coccinellidae. Bases 44 to 685 code for a protein of 213 amino acids. The record is from RefSeq and is a predicted model, not a curated record.
CGUAAAGAAUAUUAUAUGGAUCCAAAACCUACCAAUAACUUUUAUGUGGAAUAUGGCUUUGUUCCAUGUGUUCUUGUUCUGGUUUUCAGUUAGAUUAGGUUCUAUUAUUAUUGGCGUAUUAACAGCGAUUCAAGGGGCAGUUUGGUUAGUCCAUUUGAUAUAUUGUUUAAACAGCGGCUCUCAAUUUUCUAAUCAUUUGAAGACUAUCUUUGAUGACUUCGGCUUUCAUGGUAAUGUUUUCGAUGAAAUUAUAAAGGAUCCAAGUGAUUUAAUAACGAUUUUUAUAGUAUAUUUCGUUUCCUUGAUGAUGUCUUCAGUUUCUCUCAUAUGGGGAGCUCUUCAGAUUCAAGUGAAAAUGAUGUAUCCCUUCAUUGCUCUAUAUAUCUUUUACAUCGGAAUUUUGGGUAUUCAGCUAACAGUUUUCAUUAUGGGUCUGAAAUCGAAUGAAUCUGGUUUGGGAGACAUGAUUUUGUUUUCUAACUUGGGAUCGUUUAUUUUGUUAUUUUAUCUUUACAAAUGGGCUGUUGUCAUCAGUUUUAUCCAAAUCGUGAAAGAACUCAAGAGAAGAAUGGAAAAGAAACCUUUGUUAGUGAAAGAAGCUGAAAAAAAGAUCAUUAAUACGAUAUCGAACAACUUGAAUAUGAAGGAAGCAUAUAUACAAUAUAUAAAAUCUUUCUCAAAGUGAAAUGGAUUAUAUUCAACUAAAAAUUAUGUUUGAAGAGAAAU